Messenger RNA from Striga asiatica, 746 nucleotides. Lineage: Eukaryota; Viridiplantae; Streptophyta; Magnoliopsida; Lamiales; Orobanchaceae. The record is from the annotation of a GenBank genome assembly.
CCUCUGUUUUUUUUUUUUCUUUCUUUUUAAUCUUUCAAGCUGAGGAGCCGCGCACAAAUUUCUGUACAUAUAUUUGAGUUGAAUUUCAACAUCUCAAAGAGAUUAAAGAAAAAUGAAGCACUGCGCAAUUAAACAGAAUAGUUUCGGCGGCAGAUCUGUGGAUAAGAGAGAGACGGUGGUUUGCCCUAAGCCACGGCGGCUCAGCCUUGCCCAAGCCACCGUUGACCCUUUUCUGGCUAGGCCGUUACGCCGGCAUAUGAGCCAUCAGCAAGAGGAUUGUGAUUCAAGAGCUGGAAACGAAUUACUGGACAUAAUCCUUACCAAGGGCAAUAAUGGUAAUUCAGAACAACCACAGAUGGCUUCUUCUCCCCCCUUUUUUUCUGGGUCUCCGCCAGGCCGAGUAUCUAACCCUCUUAUUCAAGACGUGCGAUUUGUGGAUAAUAAUUAUUUUCUUGUGGGCCCCACCGCACAAUCCCCCUCGUCCAAACGCAAGGGCAGUUGUGUCGCGAGGCCAAGUUUUGGUAAAAAUCCAGCCGUUAGGGUGGAGGGUUUUGACUGCCUCAAUAGGGACAGGCGCAAUUGCACCAUCCCAACCUUUGCCUAAAAGGAGUAUAUAUUAGAAAUGAAACAUUCAAAGAGAAACUUGAUGACCUAACCGUCCUUUCUUUUUUCCGCUUUGUCGAAGCAAGAUGAGGAGAGACUUGAGGUUUUGAUCAGUUUUGGCCCUAUUGUAAAUAAGGAAACAU